This is a messenger RNA of Lolium rigidum, 2375 nucleotides long. RefSeq lists its product as uncharacterized. Gene Ontology annotation, molecular function: protein binding. The record is from RefSeq and is a predicted model, not a curated record. Lineage: Eukaryota; Viridiplantae; Streptophyta; Magnoliopsida; Poales; Poaceae. Bases 1 to 1935 code for a protein of 644 amino acids. The transcript has 5 exons.
AUGCCGAGCGGGGGGAGGCGGCUGCCGCCGUGGACGUCGCCGAGGGGCGCGACGAGCACGAGGUGGAGCCCGUGCAGCCCCGCGGGCGACCUCGUCUUCGGGAGCCACGUCACGCCGCCCAUGAGCGCCGGCUGCUGCUCCUACCGCGUGACCCCGCCGACGAGCGGGGGCCCCGUCGCGACGCCUCUGCCGAGCGGCGCCGGCGGCGGCGGGUGUUCCAGGCCGCCGAGGGCGCCGCCGGCGCUGGAUUCGCCGUACGUGAGGGCGAAGCAGGCGCAGUUAAUUGAAAAGGAUCCCAACAAGGCAGUUCCAUUGUUCUGGGCGGCCAUUAACAGUGGUGAACGAAUUGAGAGUGCACUGAAGGAUAUGGCUACUGUACUGAAACAAGCCAAUCGGGCUGAAGAGGCCAUCGAAGCGAUAAGAACCUUCCGUGACCGCUGUCCUAAUGAAGCUCAAGACUCUCUUGACAAUAUUCUUAUUGACCUGUACAAGAAAUGUGGUAGGACAAAAGAGCAGAUUGAAAUGCUGACAGUGAAGCUGAGAAUAGUUGAUGAGGAUCUAGCUUCUGGCCGGUGGAAAACUAAGAUGUCUAAAUCUCAUGGAAGAGUAGUCUAUCUCUCUCUGAGAGAUGAAAAAGCAAGGUUGCUGGGUAACCUCGCCUGGGCCCAUAUGCAGUCUGAGAACUAUGAGGAAGCUGAAAUGCUCUACAGGCAAGCUCUUGCUAUCGAAGCUGAUUAUAACAAAGAGUGUAAUUUAGCCAUCUGCAUGAUGAAGAUUGGAAAGGUAGCUGAAGCUAAAUACCUUCUCCAAUCUAUACCCUGCAACUCCAAUGAUGAAAACCAUGUGAGAUCUCUUGCCCGGGCUACUGAAGUGCUUAGGGAAAUUGAGUCACAAACACUCCCUUCACCCAUUACUCAAAUGAAGUCUAAAGAUUCAAGAAUUUCGGUUGCUACUGAUGUGGAGAACCUUGAAUAUCUACAUCCACAAAUUCUUUCUUCAACUCAACUGAAUUAUGAAGGGCCAGCAAUUCCAGUUUCGGCGGAUACAGAGAAGCAUGAGAAUUGCAACUCACAAGCUCUUCCGUCUCCGAUAACUCAGUUGAAGCGUAAAGAACCACAAUUUAUGGUUGCAACUGAGGGAGUGAAGAAUGGGCAAUGCCUGGAGGAGCACCAAGAUCUUUCUAAACUGUUCAACGAUGCUGCCACACCACAGUCUCUACUCGAGAAACUACGCAAGCGGCUGGUUGAGAAGGACAGACCAAAUGUCAGCACAGAGAAUCAAAUUCAGACUCCUAUCUCAGCUGAAUGCCUGCCAAACUCUAAUGGCGCCAUUGAUGCUAGUGAGAAUCCUAUGCAAGAGGGGAAGGGUUUUGCGGAUGGGGCUAGAAAAACGUGGGCUGACAUGGUGGAGGAGGAUGAACAGCAAACUACUGUGCAAGGUGGGAGCAGCAAACAUGCAAGUGAGCAGAGGGGCAGAACACCACCAUCAUCUCAAGAAAGCAGCAGCCUCAAAACCCCAGUUCCAGGUGUUCGGCUACAAAGUUCAUCAGCAGGUUCUUGGAGACGCAGCGACUCCAGAAUCUCGACAGACGAGAACAUGAACCCAAAGUUUGUGAGGACUGCUCCAUCAUGGAAGCAGCAGAAGGUUCAGGAUCACAGCAACCGAGUCUGCCAAAGGCUUAACACGAUUCAUCUCAGUGAGAAGGCUCAAGGCACCGGGCAAACACCAUGGAGAAGCAGUACAGCUCAGCGUUCGCUUUUCGGCGGGCACGUACCAUUUCGUGACAGUGAGAACUGUCAGGGUGCCAGUCACACCGAGGCCACUAGCCGCUGGCCUAAGAACGCGGCGGCGAGCACAAGACCAUGGAGGCCGCAGCAGAACCGCCUGCGGGUCUUCCGAGACAUCACAGAUGAGAUGAACCAAAAUGUUACAUAGCUAGAUCUUUAUUCCUCACUCACUGUUGAUGGAGGUGCUUACCAUUAGUGAUUGUUGUUUCCCACCCAGAGAUGAGACUAGUGAAAUAGCUGGUAGUUUUCCGUUCCUGGUUUUCUUUCUGAGAAGAGGCAUUAGCGUUGUGGUUUCAACAGCUCCAAGAGGAUUAAUUACAACGUUCAUGAGCUAAGGAACUCACUUCAGAUCCUAACAAGUCCAUGAGUUUACAGUCUCUUCAGAUCCAAGUAGAUAUCUUUUUACUGCAUAAUUUUUUCUUUGUCACGCCAAGUUGCCUGUAAAAGAGAAGAGGGUAACUAAAUCCCUGCUGUGAUUUUUUUUUCUCCUUUUGCAGUGUCUGUCUACUGCUGCAUAUAACAAACACUACAGUCCUUGUACCUUUUGGCAAUACUGUUUAGAUGUUACUGCCUGGUUCAUUUGCUGCA